AUGAGAGCUUUAGCUUACUUCGGUCAAAAUGAUGUUAGAUUCACAACAGAUCUAAAAGAACCAGUCAUUUCUGCAGAUGAUGAAUUGAUCAUUGCUGUUUCAUAUUGUGGUAUCUGUGGUACAGAUUUAAAAGAAUACACCGAAGGUGCAAUUUUUUUCCCACCAGAUGGUGGUCAUAAUGAAAUUUCAGGUAAUGGUUUACCUCAAGCAAUGGGUCAUGAAAUAUCUGGUGUUGUUGAAAAAGUCGGAAAAGGUUGUAAGACUUUUAAAGUAGGCGACCACGUUGUUGUUGAACCAACUGGUACUUGUAAGGAUAGAUACCGUUGGCCUGAAUCCCAAAAUGCUAAUAAACCAAUGUGCAGUGCUUGUUCAAUUGGUAUGACUAAUAUUUGUGCUCAUUUAGCUUUAUGUGGUGCUGGUCUGGAAAGUGGUGGAUUUGCUGAAAGAUUAGUUAUCAACGAAGCUCAUGUUCAUAAAAUCCCAGACCAUAUGCCAUUGGAUAUUGGUGCUUUAAUUCAACCAAUUUCGGUUUGUUGGCAUGCUGUUAAAGUUGCUCACUACAAGAAAGGUGGGUCUGCUUUGAUUAUCGGUGGUGGUCCAAUUGGUUUAGGUACUAUUUUGGCUUUGAAAGGUUUUGGCUGUGAAUAUAUUGUAUUAUCCGAACCAGCUACAAUCAGAAGAGAAUAUGCUGGUAAAAUGGGUGCCAAGGUUUAUGACCCAACUGGUGUGCCAUUUGACGAAUCUGUGAAAACAUUAAGAGAAAUGGGUCCAAAUGGUGAUGGGUUCGACUACACUUUUGAUUGUUCUGGUUUACCAAUUACUUUAAAUGCCGCCAUUGAAUGUUGUACUUUCAGAGGUACAGCUGUCAAUGUGGCCGUCUGGAAUAAUAAACCAGUCGAAUUCUACCCAAUGGACAUUACACACCAAGAAAAGAGAUAUACCGGUUCUAUGUGUUACACAUCUGAAGAUUUCGAAGAAGUCAUUGAUGCUUUUGAAACAGAUAAAAUUGAUAUUGCGUCAGCAUCUCAUAUGAUUACGAACAAAGUCCCAAUUGAAGAUGGUGUUGAUGGCGCCAUCAUGAGAUUAUUAAACGAUAAAGGUCAUGUUAUAAAAAUUUUAUUAACACCAAAUAACAACGGUGAGUUACGUGAUAGAAGACCAGUAGAGCUGAACGUUUAG
Tetrapisispora phaffii CBS 4417 is the source of this 1179-nucleotide messenger RNA. Its product is annotated as 2,3-butanediol dehydrogenase. Lineage: Eukaryota; Fungi; Ascomycota; Saccharomycetes; Saccharomycetales; Saccharomycetaceae. Gene Ontology annotation, cellular component: cytoplasm. Gene Ontology annotation, molecular function: (R,R)-butanediol dehydrogenase activity; zinc ion binding. The transcript has a single exon. Gene Ontology annotation, biological process: butanediol biosynthetic process. The record is from RefSeq and is a predicted model, not a curated record. The coding region runs from base 1 to 1179 and encodes 392 amino acids.